GGCAGGAGCAGCGACGGCGGCGCUAACGGGGGGCUGCGGCAGGCGCUGCUGCUACGGCAUCCGGGGCCCGGCCUACGAAGCCGGAGGUGGUGGGGGUAGCGAGAGGGAUCGGCCUCCCGCUUCGGAAGAACCAAGCCAGGCUGCUGCGCAGGCACUGCGGCCCCGUUGUUGCUCUUAGCCGCCGCCGCCCCCUCGAGAGGGCAGGAAGUGACUCUAAAGCCGGGACUGGGCGGUGUGUCCCUGCGCGAAGCACCUGAAACCGCAUAUUUGUCAGCGGAAAGAGGGCGAAGACGCCGAGACCCGCCGAGACCUCCUUCCCCUGCUCGAAAAAGUGAAACGGCGGGGAAGGAAAGGGACAAAAAAAAAAGACCUCCCUUCCCUCCAGCCCCGCUUCUCUCUGGCCUCUCCUUUCGGUCGUGUCCCGCUGCCCUCGCCGAGGUUGGCCUUUUCCUCCUCGGCUUCGCUCUCCUUUUUUUUUUUUUUUUUUUUGAACUCAAGAAAACUUGGCUUGGAUUUAAAGCGUCGCGGAGCGGCCAAAGGGAUCCGCUUGUAGAUGGAGGAAACCGGGACGGCCGAAGUGUAAGAAUGUUGGUUUUGAAAGCUCAGGGAAGAAGCAACAGGGAGAAAAUCACAAUCCAGUGUGCCUGAAAAUGACAACAAAACGGAACUUGUUUGUGCGAUUCGUCCCAUGCCGUUGCUUGCGUGGAGAAGAAGAAACUGUGACUGUACUUGAUUACUCGCACUGCAGCCUGGAGCAGGUUCCUAAGGAAAUCUUUACUUUUGAAAAGACAUUGGAAGAACUCUAUUUAGAUGCUAAUCAAAUUGAAGAACUUCCAAAGCAACUUUUUAACUGUCAGUCUCUAUACAAGUUGAGUUUGCCGGACAAUGAUUUAACAACAUUGCCUGCAUCCAUAGCAAAUCUCAUUAACCUCAGGGAACUGGAUGUCAGCAAAAAUGGUAUACAAGAGUUUCCAGAAAAUAUCAAGAACUGUAAAGUUUUAGCAAUUGUUGAGGCCAGUGUAAAUCCUAUUUCAAAGCUUCCAGAUGGAUUUUCACAGUUGUUAAACCUAACACAAUUAUAUCUGAAUGAUGCUUUUCUGGAAUUCUUACCAGCCAAUUUUGGCAGGUUAACUAAACUCCAGAUUUUAGAACUUCGAGAAAACCAGUUAAAAAUGUUGCCAAAAACCAUGAACAGACUGACUCAGUUGGAGAGGCUAGAUCUGGGAAGUAAUGAAUUCACAGAAGUGCCUGAAGUACUUGAACAAUUAAGUGGGUUAAAAGAAUUUUGGAUGGAUGAUAACAAACUAACCCUUGUUCCAGGGUUUAUGGGCAGUUUGAAGCACUUGACCUACUUGGAUAUUUCCAAAAACAAUAUUGAAACUCUUGAAGAAGGUGUUUCAGGAUGUGAAAGUUUACAAGACCUGCUAUUAUCUAGUAAUUCACUUCAGCAGCUGCCAGAGUCCAUUGGUUGUCUGAAGAAAUUAACAGUUCUUAAAAUUGAUGAGAAUCAGUUAAUGUACUUGCCAGAUUCCAUAGGAGGGUUAACAUCAAUUGAAGAACUAGAUUGCAGCUUCAAUGAAAUUGAAACUUUGCCUUCAUCUAUUGGGCAGCUCUCUAACAUAAGGACUUUUGCUGCAGAUCAUAAUUUUUUAACACAAUUGCCACCAGAGAUUGGAAGCUGGAAAUAUGUAACUGUUUUGUUUCUUCAUUCUAAUAAAUUGGAGGUUCUUCCAGAGGAAAUGGGGGAUAUGCAGAAAUUAAAAGUUAUAAAUUUAAGUGAUAAUAGAUUGAAGUAUUUGCCUUAUAGCAUUUUGCAACUGCAACAUUUGACUGCUUUGUGGUUAUCAGAUAAUCAGUCUAAACCUCUCAUUCCACUUCAAAAAGAAGUUGAUCCAGAAACACAGGAAACUGUUGUUACUAAUUAUAUGUUCCCACAACAACCAAGAUCUGAAGAUGUUAUGUUCCUGUCUGAUAAUGAGAGUUUCAAUCCUUCACUGUGGGAGGAGCAAAGGAAGCAGCGUGCUCAGGUGGCUUUUGAAUGUGAUGAAGAUAAAGAUGAAAGAGAAGCACCACCUAGAGAGGGUAAUUUGAAGAGGUAUCCAACACCUUACCCUGAUGAACUGAAGAAUAUGGUCAAAACUGUUCAAACAAUAGUACACCGAUUAAAAGAUGAAGAGAACACAGAAGAAACUAAUAAAGAAGCAAAGCAAGAAAGCCAACAAGUUUCAGUAAAGGAUAUAGGAGUAAAGACUUUAGAAAUUACUCCAGUGAAAAACAAAAUGGAAAAUGAACAGAAUGUUAUGGGAAACUGUGUGCAGAAACCUAAUGAACCAGAUGAUGAGAACAGUACCAGAAAUUUGCAGAUGAACCAUCAAGUUAAAAUCACAGAAAAUGUGAAGCCAAUUGUUAACCAUGAAGAUACUCUGGAGGAAUCAGAAGAAUUAUCUUCUGAUGAGGAAAUGAAAGUAGCAGAAAUGAGACCUCCUCUCAUAGAAACUUCCAUUAACCAACCAAAAGUAGUAGCACUUGGCAAUAGCAAAAAAGGGAAGAAGAUGAAAAUUCUAACAGUCUUUUGCAAAAUGGAGAAGUAAAUGCUCUGACAGAAGAAAAAAUGAACUUUCCAGAUAAAAUCACAAAUCUAUCUGAAUUCAGUUUAAAUAUUGAGGAGAGAUUAGCUUUAAUAGAGAAAGGUGUUGAACUAAACAAUGCCACUGAUGAGCCUCACAACGUGCAUCAGAUCAACAGGAAUAUCUGCAAAUUAGCUGAAGAGGGACUACAAUCUAAUGUAGUGAAUCAAAUAAAAUCAACAGAGAUGUCAAUUAAGGACUUGAUAAAUGACCAUAUGAAAGAAGAAAUUAAACAAUUGGAAAAUAAAUAUCCAAAUAUAUGCCCAGUAAAUAUUAUCAAUGGACAUUCUGACGACAUGCCACACUCCGCAAAAAAGUCAGAGCUAAAGAGAAGUGCUACCAUUGAAACCGAUUCUUCUUUGGAAAUGUGUCUUUCAAAAAGCACUGAAGACUUGUCUCCACAGAGGAGUGGGCCAGUGGUGAAAUCCCACAGCAUAACUAACAUGGAGACAGGUGCUCUAAAAAUCUGUGAUAUUCUAAAUGACAGUGGAUCCCAGAACCCCAAUCCAGCAAUAAAAUCAGCAGGUAUGGCUGCAGAUGGAAAAAAUAUAGUCCGGAGCAAGUCAGCUACUCUCUUAUAUGAUCAGCCAUUACAAGUAUUUCCUGGAUGUUCAUCAUCUUCUGAUUUAAUAUCUACAAAAACAGCAACUAAAUUUGAUUUGAAUCAUAAUCCUGAAGAUACUAAUACAGUUAUAGGGCAAGGACCGCAUUCCUCACAACCAUUCACUACCCCUCAAUAUAAUAUACAAUACAGCAGCAAUAUUGUACCCAAAGAGUCUUUGUGGCUCCAAAAACAAAAUCCUGUAGCUGAACAAAGUUGUUCGUCUUCUCAGCGCUUACCAAGGCUGGAUAGUACAGAGAGCUGCACUUCUGCAAAACAUUCGGCCAACAUGAAUUUCUCUAACCAUAAUAACGUUAGAGCUAGUGCUGCCUAUAAUAUGCAUCAAAGGAUGGGCAGUAGGCAUAUGGAAAUGUGGGCUGUUUCACCAAAUGACAGGCAUCCUUCUAGUGCAACCCGAAAUACUCUCCAGCGACAGAGUAGUGUGUCUUCUACUGCUUCAGCUAAUGUUGAUCCUGGAUCUUCACGCCGUCCUCUGGUUUCUGAGGGGGAUUAUUUAACGUAUAGGGAUUUGCAUUCAGCGGGAAGAGUCCCGCCAAAAUUGUCAGGGCAACAGAGACCUCUUUCAGCAAGAACACAUAGCAUUGAUGGACCAAAUGUACCCCGACCUCAGAGUGCCCGUCCUUCAGCAAACGAUAUACCAGAGAGAACUAUGUCGGUCAGUGACUUCAAUUACUCAAGGACUAGUCCGUCUAAAAGAACAAAUCCAAGAGUUAAUUCUGAAUACUCUCUGAUGGAUCCUACAGGAAAAAAUAAAGUUCCUCAUGACUGGAGAGAACAAGUACUACGGCACAUAGAGGCCAAGAAGUUAGAAAAGAGCAUGCUGUCACGGUCCUUUAAUUCCAAUUAUGCUCCAGUUAGCAACUUUUACUAUGGCAGCUCUAGGGAUCUGCAUGGCAGCCAGGGCAAUGUUGCUUUGAGUGUUGCAGAUGGAAGAAGUUCUGGUGUUCCAGUUCUUCGUAUACCUUUGAUGAAUGGGCAGAUGGGUCAUCCCUCAAGACCUCAGACAAACUAUAGUCAAAUCCAUCAUGCUGGACCCCAAACAUCGGUGGCAAGACAUCCUUCCAGAGAGCAAUUGAUUGAUUAUCUGAUGCUUAAAGUUGCCCAUCAACCUCCCUAUAGUCAACCUCAAGGCCCAACCAGACAAUGCCAUGAGAUUCGAGUAAGAAUUGAAAAAGACCCAGAACUUGGAUUUAGUAUAUCAGGAGGAGUUGGGGGUAGAGGAAACCCCUUUAGACCAGAUGAUGAUGGUAUUUUUGUGACUAGAGUACAGGCUGAAGGACCUGCAUCAAAAUUAUUACAGCCAGGAGAUAAAAUUAUUCAGGCUAAUGGAUAUAGCUUCAUCAGUAUUGAUCAUGGGCAAGCAGUAUCUUUGCUAAAGACUUUUCACAACACAGUGGAACUUACUAUUGUUCGAGAGCUUUCUUAAACACUGUGGAGAAAGAGGAAAUUCUGUGUAAUUUUUGAAGGACUUGUGGAAAACUUAAUAUUUUGACUAUUUUUGUAUGCAAAACUUUUAAAACUAUGUACAGUAAUAAAAUAAUGAAUUUGUGGUUAUGGGGAAAAACCACUGUAAAGAAUAUAAAUGAAGCAGUUAUGGAAAUGCAUAUGGUGAUUAGAGCUAAAUUGUUUUAAGACAGUGUAGCAAUCAAGGAUCACUCCUCCAAGAACAAACCUGUGGUGUAUUUUGUACAGAUGGUAGGUUUAUUUUGUGGGUAAUUCAUAUACAUUAAAUAACUUUGUGUACAAGGAGCCUCCAUUGUAGCCAGUGGACAGAUGGCAGGGCUUUCUGUCCUAUAGCAGUUUUGUUGCCUUUAAUUUUUCAUUUAUUUUUAGAAUCUUUGUUGAAACCACUUCAAUAGAUAUUGGUAAGAAAUUUUAAAAGUUGGCUUUGCAAUGUGAGUAUUGUAUAGAUGAAUUGCUAGACUGAAAGUGGACUGAUUGGAUUAAAUUAAAAGGCUAGAUAAAAGUAUGAAAUUAAAAGAAGGGGAGAUGAACUUAAUGGGAGAAUCUAUAUGUACCAAUUGAAAAAAAUGCAAUAAAAAUGAAGGUUUUUUUAAAAAGCUGAGUGAAUAAAUAUACUUCUGGAAGUUCUACAGGAUUGGUUCAUAUCAAAUCAAUUGCCUGUCAUAUUCCUACGUGUAAUUUAGUUUUGAGUGUUUUUAAUCACACAUUUUUUUUAAAAAAAUAAUUAUUCUAUUGAGUUGUACUGAAAAGGUACUCUCAUUACAAAAAUUCCUGGUUUUAUAUAAAAUAAUGAUUUUCUUCUGCUUUGUAUGAAAUGCUCCAUAUUCAAAUUAUUUAUACAUUUUUGAAAAGAACCUGAAAUGGCCAGUUUUUGCUGUGUUGCCUGUAAUGUAUGAUGAUGCGUAGACACAUUGAAUUUUAACAUGUGCAUGUUCUGAAUAGAAAAGCUGUGGUCUUUUCAAGGAGGCUUAUGAUACUGAGCCAUAUGAAGAUUGGGCUGCCCCAGAAUAAACGAUUCAGAAAGAACUCUGGAUUUUCGUUGGCCUUCAAUUGCCUUGAGACUAAAAGAAAUAAUACGAUGGAGCUAUAACCAAAGCCAGGUUAUGGGACGCUGUUGCACAGCAAUAGAAGGUUGCUCCCUAUUGUAAAGGGACAGGUAUUUUUUGGGCCCACCAACUUGUAUGAUCUUCUUCAAAGGGCUGUUCCUACAGGUGACAUUAAAUGUGAACUCGACACUUCAGAGUCAUUAAAGGAUUUCUAACUAUAUUAAUGUAAGAGUGAUUUAUUACAAGCUGCCUUUUGUUUAUUAUUACUUGCAUAAAACAUUGGAUUAUAAUUUUGUUUAUGACAAAUGUUUAUGUUCUUCAUGUUCAUGAUGCAACAGAGAUAAUAUUGCCUAAUUCACAAGAUAAAAAGUAAUACAUAGAUAUUAUGGACCACAGAAGAGUGCCAUAGAAGACAACUGUUUUUAAAAGUGAAUGAUCAACCCAUCAUUGGAAAAAUAUUCAUUUAAUUGAAAUUUUAAUAGAAAUUGAUAGUUGUACCAAUCCGUUAAAGAUUUUGCAAAAGCAUACUUGAAUGGAAAAUCCACAUUAGCAGCUCUCAGUAGUUUUUAAAUGAUAAACUUAAAUGAUAUUGCACUUCACUUACCAACUGAAUAUUGUACCGCAUAUAAUUCUUAAUUUUAAUUGAAAUCCUUUAACAACUCUUUAUACAUUAACUUUAGUUGAUUUUAUUAAAAUUUACAUAGGCAUUGUUUUUUAUAUUAGCAGAAAUGUGCUGUAUUUUGGUAAAAUUCACAUUUUUUGUGUGCUGUUAAUCUUUAAAAAACAUAGCUAUAUGUUGACAAGCGUGUUGCUAUUUUAUUUACAAUUUAUUCAGUGACUCACAUUCAUAUUCAUUGCUUUUAACUAUUCAGUCUUUUAAUAAAGAGAAUAUAAAGAAAUGAAAUAAUUAUGUGAUAGAUAAGUUUCAAAACUGAAUAUGGAUUCAAUUUAUCUUUGCAUACAAGAUGUAAGAAUGAAAUAUGUCCCAAAAUAUUGUAUUUUGUAUGAAAUGAGAAAUAUUCCUUAAACUAAAUUAGAAAUUCAUUUGAAUAUUUUUUGUUAAAAACAUUGCCAAAUUUUUUCAUUGUUUAAAGUAACAGUGCAAGAAAAAUGGUGCUUAUUGUCUGUUUGCAAGGAAAUAAAAUUCUGUUUAAAGUUCUUUUGUGGGGAAAAACAUUGUCAGAAUAAAUGUUUGAGGAGAGAUUGUUGAAAAAGAACCUCAUCAAAACAGGAAAACAUUUUUUUGAAGCCAUGGGUAUUUAAUGUUUCUCAUUUUAUCAAAAUAUAUCUGGAAAUUUGAUAGAAUAGAUACAGAAUGGAUCAUGUUAUCAAUUCAGGUUUUUUUGUAAUAGUUCUUUAAAAAAUCAGUUCAAGUGAAAUUUUUGGAAAAAGUCCCACAUAUUUAUUGUGUAAAUAUUUUUUUUUUACUAUUUUUGACGAGUUUAAAAAUGUGUACAUACUUGAACACAUCUGUGAACACAAUCAUAGCAAUAAGAGACACACAGAACCAAGCCUUUAUCAUUAAUUUGCUGUAUACUACUUUUUAAAAUAACUAUUCCCUUGUCAGCCGCUCUGUAAUGUUUUUAUUGAUCAGCAUUUAUUCAGCAUUCCAGUUUUUUGUAUAUAAUUAAAUUGUUUCUGGAGUAACACAUGAGAAUAGAUAAUAAAACUAAUGCUCUUUAAA
Thamnophis sirtalis is the source of this 7443-nucleotide messenger RNA. Lineage: Eukaryota; Metazoa; Chordata; Lepidosauria; Squamata; Natricidae. The record is from RefSeq and is a predicted model, not a curated record.